AUGGGAAGUGAGGGGCUAGGUGGACAGGAAUCUUCAGAGGGAGGGGAUCUGAAGUUUGAAAAUGUUCCCCAGGUGUCUUCAUUAGGCCUCCUUCUGUCCCCUGAGUGCCCGGGCAUUGUGAUUUCAGUGCUCAUCUGUUUUUUGGUGUACUUUGGUGUUACCGUGGCACUUACGCUCAUGGUGCCUUACUACCAGCUUCAGCCUGGGAGCCCCUUGGCUGAGGCAUUUCUCCAUAGUGGCUGGGCCCCUGCCCGCUAUGUUGUGGCUAUUGGAGCCCUCUGUGCUCUUUCUACCGGCAUCUUGGACUCUAUGUUCCUCAUUCGUGGGAUGAUCUAUGUGAUGGCAGAUGACGGCCUCCUGUUCGGUGUCCUUGCCAGGACGUACACCAGAACAGGCAUCCCCAUCGUGGCCACUGUGGCCUCGGGCAUUAUUGCAGCUUUCGUGACAUUCCUCUUUGGACUCACUGAUCUUGUGGACCUCAUGUCGAUCGGGACCCUGCUUACUUACUCCCUGGUGGCUAUUUGUGUUCUCAUCGUCAGGUAUCAGCCUGAAAUGAAGGAUGAAGACAGUGCAACAGGGGCGCACCAGGAGAGUGGACCUGUGGUGGAGAAGCUGACCCUGUGGGGACUCUUUUGUCGCAGCCCCACCCCCACUGCACUCUCUGGCCGGGUUGUCUCUGUUUGCGCCUCCCUGCUUGCUCUGCUGCUGACUCUUCUCUGCCUGGUGCUGGCUCAGGGGCCAGGUCUGCUGCUCUCUGGAGACCCAGUGUUGGUUACAGCGGUUGUGCUGCUCCUGGUGCUCGUCACUGGGAUCACUGGGGUCAUCUGUAGACAGCCACAGAGCUCCACUCCCCUUUACUUUAAGGUCCCUGCUCUGCCUCUCCUCCCACUCCUGAGCAUCUUUGUGAAUGUUUACCUUAUGAUGCAGAUGGCAGCUGGUACCUGGGCCCGAUUUGGUGUCUGGAUGCUGAUUGGGUUGGCUAUCUACUUUGGCUAUGGGAUCCAGCAUGCGUGGAGGAUUAAACCCACUUUAGUCAGGGCACAAACUGAGGACGUUGAACUGAGUAGUGCCAAUUCAUGUUCGAUUUGA
Messenger RNA from Neomonachus schauinslandi (Hawaiian monk seal), 1089 nucleotides. RefSeq names its product cationic amino acid transporter 3-like. NCBI's taxonomy places the organism in Eukaryota, Metazoa, Chordata, Mammalia, Carnivora, Phocidae. Gene Ontology annotation, biological process: amino acid transport. Gene Ontology annotation, molecular function: amino acid transmembrane transporter activity. Gene Ontology annotation, cellular component: plasma membrane. The record is from RefSeq and is a predicted model, not a curated record.